AUGGGGCCCCCCGGCAAUAGGGGAUCAUUGGGCCCCUGUAUCCUCACCGACACUCAAACCAAAAAAAAAGCCUAUGAAAGGAGUGACAAUCAUGUGAAAAAGUAAGCACACCCCAUGAAAAGGGUUAAUUUUGUCAACAUAUUUGAACUGGCGAGCCUUUGGUCUCCAUUUGUCUACCGAUCAGGGGCGGACUGACAACUCAUGCGGCCUCCGGGCAAUAGGGGAUCAUGGGGCCCGUGUCCUCGCCCACACUCAAACCAUACCCAAAAAAGCCUAUGAAAGGUACCAGGGGCAUCUCAUGGGGCCCCCUACUGACCCGGGGCCCUCGGGCAAUGCCCGAGUUCCCAAAUGGUCAGUCCGCCCCUGCUACCGAUAUACGUAGAGAAUUUACACAAGUAAAACAU
Staurois parvus is the source of this 404-nucleotide messenger RNA. Lineage: Eukaryota; Metazoa; Chordata; Amphibia; Anura; Ranidae. The record is from the annotation of a GenBank genome assembly.